Penicillium canescens is the source of this 1362-nucleotide messenger RNA. RefSeq lists its product as uncharacterized. Gene Ontology annotation, molecular function: D-serine ammonia-lyase activity. NCBI's taxonomy places the organism in Eukaryota, Fungi, Ascomycota, Eurotiomycetes, Eurotiales, Aspergillaceae. Bases 1 to 1362 code for a protein of 453 amino acids. Gene Ontology annotation, biological process: D-serine catabolic process. The record is from RefSeq and is a predicted model, not a curated record. The transcript has 2 exons.
AUGGCAUCCAUUCCCUCUCAAGCAGAAUUGCAACAAUUCUACAUCGGCAAAGACAUCAAAGAUGUCCCCAAACCAGCAGCAAUCCUAGACGUAGCAAUAAUCCGCCGCCACUGCGAAACAAUGCUCCAGACAGUAAAAACCCUCAACGUCGGCUUCAGAGCUCACGUCAAAACCCACAAGACACCGGAAAUCGCCAAACUCCAAAUCGGCAACAACCCAACAGCAAACUUUAUAGCCUCAACACCCCUAGAGAUCGAAACAAUGAUCCCCCUCCUGCAAUCCCUCCAAAAAGCCCGACCAACAAACAUCCUUUACGGCAUCCCCCUAAUCCCCUCCCAAAUCCCGCGCCUAGCAAAAAUAGCAAAAAAACUAGGCCCAAACUCCCUCUCCCUAAUGAUCGACCACCCAGACCAACUGCCCUUCCUAGCAGAUUUCGCCAGGGAAGCAGGGAGUCCAGCAAAUAUCUUCGUCAAAGUCGAUACGGGAUAUCACCGCGCCGGCUUACCACCAUCUUCCCUUAACAAGAACGGUCUCCUUGAGAAAAUCUCCGCGGCUGAAGCUGCUGGUACUGCAUUAUUGCUUGGUUUAUAUUCGCACAGCAGUCUCAGUUAUAAUGGCUCAACACCGCAAAUUGCAAUGAGUCAUUUAAUCGCUGAGAUUAGGGGGUGCAAAGAUGCCCUGGAGAGCAAUGCCCAUCUCCUCCUGAAAGAAAAGAAACGGGAAUUGGUUAUUAGUGUCGGGGCUACGCCGCAGGUUGUUUCUUCGCAGAAUUUGCUGCGUCAUGAUUCUUGCGUUGAAGCGCGUGAACUGCGUUCUCUGCUGAAGGAUCCGAAUCUGAAUGUUGAGUUGCAUGCUGGCGUUUAUGCGAUACUGGAUAUGCAGCAGGUUUCUACGAAUGCUGUUGCUGGCCUUGGUGGGAUUGAGGAUGAGAUUGCGCUCUCGGUUUUGGCGGAGGUCUGUAGUGUUUAUAAUGAUGGCGAGCGGGAGAGGGCUGAGGCGCUUGUUGCUGCUGGGACGUUGGCGCUUGGACGGGAGCCUUGUGGGGGUUAUGAUGGGUGGGGAGUUGUUUCGUCUUGGAGGAGGGGUGGGAAUGGGGAUGGGAGGUUGGUUGUUCAGAGGAUUAGCCAGGAGCAUGCUAUUGUUGCUUGGGAGGGUGGGCUUGGAUUGGAGAAGAUUCCGUUGAGGGUUGGGCAAGUUAUUAAGGUUUAUCCCAAUCAUGCUUGUGUUACGGGGGCUUAUUAUGGGUGGUAUUUUGUUGUUGAUUCUGAUUUGGAUGGGGAGGCUGCGAAGGUUGUUGAUGUUUGGGUUAGGGCUAGGGGGUGUGCGAUUACGGAUCCGUUGUUGGAUCCAAGGAGUAUCUGA